Messenger RNA from Triplophysa rosa, 6214 nucleotides. It is a transcript of the gene srgap2, whose product is annotated as SLIT-ROBO Rho GTPase activating protein 2. The coding region runs from base 563 to 3889 and encodes 1108 amino acids. Gene Ontology annotation, cellular component: cytoplasm. The transcript has 23 exons. Gene Ontology annotation, molecular function: protein binding. Gene Ontology annotation, biological process: signal transduction; negative regulation of cell migration. Lineage: Eukaryota; Metazoa; Chordata; Actinopteri; Cypriniformes; Nemacheilidae. The record is from RefSeq and is a predicted model, not a curated record.
UUAUCUUCCAUGAAAAUAGGCGGGGUUUGAGUUUUGGAAAAUUCAGGGAAUAGCGUAACAGUAAGUCUUGUGGGAGAAUUUUGCUAAAUGAAUUUCUAUUUUAGAGAUGGAAAUCGUCUUUCAAGUGUGAUGCUGGAAAGCCCGAGGGGGAUGUUAAGAGUGGUUUAAGGUGUGUAACCCUUGCCUUCAUUCUGCACUGAGAAGACUUUGUAGCCACACACGGAUGAUCUGUUGUCCUCUGUCCGCUAGAGGAAAGCAGAAACUUUUGAAGGCACUGCGUCUGAUACUGCUGAUCGUGUGCGAGUGAACGGUGGGAUGAAACUCGUCCUUUUUUAUUCAUUUCCCGCAUGCUUACGGAGUCGUAUGUGGACGCAUUCUUUCUAGGAAGCCAAAGGCAGCUCCAACUAAUAAUGCGGCGAGAUUGAUCUUCUUCAGGAGACAAUAACCAUUUUAGUGACUGCUUUCCAUUCCAGCAUACUCCUCAUCCUUGGAUAUCUGUAGACGAAGGAUCUUUUGUUCUGCUGUUUCUUGCUGUAAAAGGACUUGUAUCAUUUACACCGAUAUGACGUCUCCAGCUAAAUUCCGAAAGGACAAGGAGAUUAUUGCCGAAUAUGAAACGCACGUUAAAGAGAUUCGAGCUCAGCUGGUGGAGCAGCUCAAGUGUUUGGACCAGCAAUGUGAGCUCCGGGUGCAGCUCUUGCAGGACCUGCAGGACUUCUUCCGCAAGAAGGCCGAAAUCGAGAUGGACUACUCGCGCAACCUCGAGAAGCUGGCUGAGAGGUUCCUGGCCAAGACACGCUACACAAAAGACCCUCAAUACAAGAAAGAGCAGAAUAUCUUGUCUCCGGUCAACUGCUGGAACCUUCUGUUAGCUCAGGUGAAGAGAGAGAGUCGAGACCACGCCACUCUGAGCGAUCUCUACCUCAAUAACAUCAUACCCCGCUUUGCCCAGAUCAGCGAGGACUCGGGGCGCCUCUUCAAGAAGAGUAAAGAGGUGGGCCUCCAGCUACAAGAGGAUAUGAUGAAGGUCCUUAAUGAGCUGUACACAGUGAUGAAGACCUAUCACAUGUAUAACAUGGACAGCAUCAACGCUGAGAGCAAGCUGAAGGAGGCAGAGAAACAGGAAGAGAAGCAAAUGAGCCGCAGCGUCCGACACGAGGACAGACAGACUCCGCGCUCGCCUGACUCCCUCACCAACAUCAAGAUCGAGGAGAAACACGUGCGCCGCAGCUCCGUCAAGAAGAUCGAGAAGAUGAAGGAGAAGCGUCAAGCGAAGUAUACCGAGAACAAGCUGAAAGCCAUCAAGGCCAGGAAUGAGUACGUUCUGGCUCUGGAGGCCACCAACAGCUGCGUCUUCAAAUACUACAUCCACGAUUUGUCAGACCUCAUAGAUUGCUGUGACCUGGGAUACCAUGCCAGCUUAAACCGUGCACUGCGUACCUACCUCUCAGCCGAGUUUAACGUGGAGACUUCCAAACACUGCGGUCUCGAGACCAUUGAAAAUGCUGCGGAGAACCUGGAGGCCAACGCUGACAAACAGAAGCUCAUGGAGACCUACAACAACGUCUUCUGCCCUCCAAUGCGCUUCGAUUUCCAGUCUCACAUGGGAGAUAUGGAGGGACACAUGUGUGCCCAGCAGCCCGUGCAGGUAGAGCUGAUCCAGAGAUGCCAGCAGCUUCAGUCCAGAUUGUCCACACUCACGAUAGAGAACGAAGAGGUGAAGAAGACAAUGGAGGCCACUCUCCAAACCAUCCAGGACAUGGUGACCAUUGAGGACUUUGAUGUGACCGACUGCUUCCACCACAGCAACUCCAUGGAGUCGGUCAAGUCCACCGUGUCGGAAUCUUUCAUGAGCAAACCCAGCAUCGCCAAGAGACGGGCCAACCAGCAGGAGACCGAACAGUUCUACUUCACGAAACUGAAGGAGUUUCUCGAGGGCAGGAACCUCAUCACCAAGCUACAGGCUAAACAUGAUCUGAUUCAGAAGACUCUGGGAGAAAGUCAGAAGACCGACUACUGCCUUGCCAGCGGUCGCAGGGACUCUACUGUGCGGAAACAGGAGCCCAGCCAAAUCAUUCCCCUCAUGGUGGAGAGCUGUAUACGCUUCAUCAGUCGACAUGGUCUCCAUCACGAGGGUAUAUUCAGGGUGUCUGGCUCCCAGGUGGAAGUCAAUGACAUAAAGAACGCCUUUGAGAGAGGAGAGGAUCCGCUGGCUGGGGAUCAGAACGACCACGAAAUGGACUCUAUCGCUGGAGUUUUAAAGCUCUAUUUCAGAGGCCUGGAGAACGCCCUCUUUCCAAAGGAAGUCUUCCAUGAUCUCAUGUCCUGUGUCUCCAUGGAGAACCUCCAGGACAGAGCUGUCCACAUCCGUAAAGUCCUGCUGUCACUACCCAGCAGCACCCUGGUCAUCAUGAGAUACUUGUUUGCUUUCCUCAAGCAUCUGUCGCAGUACAGUGACGACAACAUGAUGGACCCCUACAACCUGGCCAUCUGCUUCGGCCCCACACUCAUGUCUGUACCCGAGGGCCACGAUCAGGUCUCCUGCCAGGCACAUGUGAACGAGCUCAUCAAAACCAUCAUUAUCCAUCAUGAUAGUAUCUUCCCUGGGCCUCGUGAGCUGGAGGGGCCCGUUUAUGACCGCGGAGGAGUCACUGAAGAAUACUGUGAUAGUCCACACAUUGAGCCCCCUCUAGUGGAUGAGCCUGCACCUGACACACCCUCUGAAAUACGCAACAGUGAUGAUGUAAAGUCAAGGACCUUAAACAUUUCAGAGUCCGACCCCAUCGAGGCCAUCGCACGUUUCGACUACUCUGGACGCACCAACCUUGAGCUGUCCUUUAAGAAGGGGGCGUCUCUGCUGCUGUACCACAGAGCCUCUGAUGACUGGUGGGAGGGUCGCCACAACGGCACGGAUGGACUGGUGGCGCACCAGUACAUAGUGGUGCAGGACACGCCGGAUGGGUUUGCAGGCAGAGGAAGUCCCAAAGCUGACCUGGAGUCAUCCCAUGAUGCCAUGGAAGAAAAGGUGUCCACCAGGACCAGCGCCAGUUCGCCCACUGUAGGCCAUGUAGCUGAUAUCUACCUGGCCAACCUCAACAAGCUGAGGAAACGUCCAGAAGCAACCAGCGUCCGUAGAACCUUCCGGACAGUGGAGGGGCUGGGAGAGGGCUCUUCUGGAGCAGCUGGGGGUUUAAAGACCACCCCCAUGUCUGCAGGAGGACUGUCCAAGGAGGGAACAGACAAGCGACCGGUCAGCGCUCACAGCGUCCUGAACUCCAUCACCCGACACGCCUCUCUGAAGACUAAAGUGGAAGGGCCUCAGCUCCGGAAAACUGCACCUGCAGGAAGAUCCAAGAGUUUUAGCAACCACAGACCAACCAUGGACCCGGAGAUUAUCGCUCAGGUGGAGCAUAGCUCACAGGACAUUGAGGACACUAUGACCACGGCGAUAAGUGAGCUGCGAGAGCUGGAAAGGCAGAGCAGCGUCAAACACGCUCCUGACAUCGUGCUGGACACUCUGGAGCAGCUGAAGAGCGGUGGUGCGUCUGAGCCGUCUAGCCCGCUCCACUCUCGCCUGCUCCGUGAGUCCGACUCCUCCCAGCAUCCCCUACAUCGCAGCGCCAGCUCGGUCAGCGACAUGCCCUCCACCUUUCGGCCCAGCAGGAGCAGCGGAUCCAAGAGCCCUCUGUCGUCCAUGUCAGCCACGGGUCUCUCUGCUUCUGGAUCCACCUUUAGAGAGAGCAAGCCUCCAGCCACCAGACCCAAACCUGUGGUCUUCCCGAAGAGCGGAUCUGCAGGGGGCAGUCCAGCGAUGGGCUCCCCGACCACCACCAUACCCCCGACCCCUCCGCCCCCUCCACCACCCACUGACAAAUCCUGCCCCGUCUGAAGGGUUUACAACCUCCCCGUCUAUGUCUAUUAAUUCCAAGAACAAAACGAAAUGAUUUCGACUUUUUCUGGAUCUUAAUGGACAUCUGCAUACGGACUGCUUGCGCGAGUGAACGACACAGAGUGUGUAUGUGUGUGUGGAACUGAUAUACACAUGUGGAAAUAUUGGAGUGAUUUUACAGCACUGUUUUAGUUCGGAUUUGAACAAGGACGUCACCAAUAACGUCUCUAAUCCCGAUUUAGUGAUUUGGGGUUUUCCCCGUAUGUGUAGACUGAUUUUAUUCAAACUGUAAGUAUGAGUGAGCCGUGGAUAUUAUUUCUUUCCAUAAAAAUACCGUAAGAACUCUUUUUUCCCCUCAGAAUCGUGGCUGGUCUGUUGAGGCCUGCACAAAAAAAAAAACAGGAAUUUCCAGCUACAUCUCAGCAUAACCAGAAAUGUUCAAACCUUUGUCUUUACUCUGUUUAACAACCAUCAUGUUGUUCAACCUGUCACACAAUACUUACAGUUCAUUGCUCACAGUAAUGCACUACAAUUCAUUGGCAUCGAGCAUCUGGUAUGAAACGCAGGGUCUUCAUGUACAUUAGUUGCUAAGUAACGUAUAUUUGCUGUAGCCUGUCUUUCUUUUUACAAGGCGGCAAACUAACACAAUAAUGUAACAGAACAUCUUUGCAUGAGACCAGUUAGCCAGAACCUACAAACCAGCCUCGACUUUGACAGAAUAUUUGCAUGGCAACAAACUAAUGCCUUCCCUGGCAAACCGAUUCAUUUCCCUAUCAAUCAACAGCACUUCUGAAAUUUUUCUGAAAAGCCUAACAUGUGUACGUAUUGUAUUAUUAUAUCAGUGGUCACAUAAGUGCUAAAAUGCAGUGUUGUUUUGUAUACGUUAACUAAUCAUGAUUAUAACUGGAAAAAAAUAUCUAAAAUGAGGAAUGUCCUGUUACACACACAAGCACAACACUGUUUCUUCAUUGCUCACAUAUAAAGAAUAAAAAAGUGAAAAAACAAUUUUAAUACAUUUUUCUUAGGUCAUUACUUGGUCCCGCUCUGUAUCAUGGUAACUUUGUAUCAGUAUGUACUGUAUGUAUAUGUAUGUAUAUUAUGAAUCUUAGCAAAAAAAAGGGAAAAUUUACGCACCUCAGAGGAUUUAAGCAGACAAAAAGGGGAAAACAUGCGAGAGAGAAAAGCUACAUCGCUUUUUGCAUUCUUAUAUACCCCGAUAGUUGACAUAAGGUUGCCACUUUCUUGUUCUUGUUGUAGCUGAGGAAAAAACGAUAAUUUAGCCUCUUUAUGGUCUGACAAUCUAAAUACUUCAUUAACGUCUGUCCAACAUCCAUCCAAGAGCUAAAUUCCUCCUCACAUGGUCUGCGUGUUUAUGCCUUCAACAGAACGGAUCUCCCUCAGUGAGGCCUUACUAUUUACAGUAGUAUGAGAUCUGAGAAAAUGCGCUGAGCUGGUUUGUGAAAACAUCCAACUUCAGUAGUCUGCUUCAAUUUGAAGCGUUUCUUCACUCUACAAGCCCUGGUAUGUACUGUUUUACAUGCAUGGCUGACUGUGACAUCCCAGAAAAUACCUACGGAAAGAUUGAGCUGUAAAUCACUAAGGCAUUUUUGUUUUUUAACGAACGUCUUGAGGACGAGCCUUCUCCUAAUGUAUUAUUUUCGGAACUGUUUAAUGUGUUGUCAUGUUGCGUUCGGGAAAAAAGUCUUAACCGGUGGUUACAUUUGUUCAUGUGUUAAAUGAUUGAAAGUAUUCUGUGUAUAUUGUUACCGAUACCUCAUAAAGGCAACUGGAACUGUUUUAUUGGAGGUCUUUUGUGGCUGGGACUUUUACAUGCAAAGUCCCUUUUUUAAUUAAAAAAAAAACAGAAUGCUGUUGGCUGACGCCUCUGUUUACAUGCAUAUUUUUUUCUUUAAUUUGGUAAAUUGAAAUCAAUCAUUAUACACUUGAAUUGUGUGUUUGUGAACAAAUUGAGGGUGAUUUCCUUUCUGUUUUGUAAUCAUAACUAUUGUUCAAACGUAAUUCCUGUCCAGUUUAAGCAAGACUGUAAAAUGAAUUGUCUUCUUAAAUAUAUUUAUAGUUGUCGAUUCAUAUAUCUGUUGCCAGGGUCACCUGUGUUCAGAUGUACUUUGUAUAUACAAUAGUGUACAUUACAGAGGUACAUUCAUUUUCUUUUUCUUUUUUUCUUACUUUGUUUGUGGGGUUUUGUUUGGUACAGUAUUGUACAGUUACAGCAAUAGUAGUUGCCACUCAAAUACACAUUAGCCUAUAUAAUUCCACGUGUAGUUCUUGUAGUAAACCUUUUUAAAUAAAAAUUGCUUGAAUAUG